AUGAAUUCUAAUUUUCAAACCCAUAUACCAUUAUCAGCUCUUCAAACAAACUCUGCUAUUCAAACCUGCCCUGAUAUUUACGGUUCUGGAAACUCUCAUCCUAAUACACUUAAAAAAAAUCCAACACUUGGGGGCC
This is a messenger RNA of Dentiscutata erythropus, 136 nucleotides long. NCBI's taxonomy places the organism in Eukaryota, Fungi, Glomeromycota, Glomeromycetes, Diversisporales, Gigasporaceae. The record is from the annotation of a GenBank genome assembly.